AUGGUCGCCGGUACCCAUCGUCGCGAGAGCUUGUUUGUCGGUCUCAUGACUCGCAAGAGCACAAGACUAUCAACUAGGAAACCAGGACCCCAGGUGGCAAUGUUCCUAGCGAAACGCGAGGGGACAAAAUCCUUUGUGUAUACGUGCAACACAAAGGAAAACUAUUUCGCUCAACGCCACGGAACGACUGUCCCAAUCACUGCCGGGACCGGCUCCGGGUAUGGCGACGACUUCACCACCUGGUCUGAACGGUUCAAGCUUAUCGUCAAGGUCAAUAACUAUGAUGAAGCAAAGGGCAUAAAGCUUCUACCGCUUUACCUUGAUCCCACAACUUAUUCUAUUUAUCGAGAGUUAGAACAAGCUGGGACCCCUACAACCUUGGACCAAGCUAUUUCGGUGCUUAACAAAGCAUUGCGACCCAGAACAGCAACAACAUGGCUAUCUUUUACCCAUCAGAAGAUGCAUCCUAAGGAGCAUCCUAUGGAUUUUGCAACACGCCUACGUCAUAUGACAAGUGAGCUGAUGCCAGGUCUUCAGCCCAAAGAGCGAGAUGAACUGUGUACUCACCAGUUCUUGGCUGGUAUUCCCCCAGAUUAUGCAAGAGUUUUGUGUAAUGAGAUCUCUACAUUGAGUUUAUUUGAUGCUGCUUUGCGAGUACAACAACUCUUGGGCCUUGAUGAAGCACGAUUACGAGCAGAUUCUACCCCUAAUGCAGCUGAGCUGUUAGGUAUGCCGUCCACUGAUAAUAUGUUGGUAGAUAAGGAGUUGGCUUCUUUAUCAGACCCACCAGUAUCAUCGGUCAAUUUAGUACCACCUACCUCUUGCCCCCCUUCGAUUAUAUGUCAUCGGUGUGGAAGACCAGGACAUUUUGCAAAAGACUGCCGUAUGGACAAGUCAAUUGGCUGUCGAAAAUGUGGUCGACGAGGACAUGUUAGUAGAGCUUGUCAUUCCCAAGUCAAAUCGGGCAACGGACAGGGGAAGACUCAUUAA
This is a messenger RNA of Perkinsus marinus ATCC 50983, 990 nucleotides long. RefSeq lists its product as hypothetical. The record is from RefSeq and is a predicted model, not a curated record. Gene Ontology annotation, molecular function: nucleic acid binding; zinc ion binding. Bases 1 to 990 code for a protein of 329 amino acids. The transcript is spliced from 2 exons. NCBI's taxonomy places the organism in Eukaryota, Perkinsozoa, Perkinsida, Perkinsidae.